Molecule: messenger RNA, 2588 nt
Organism: Motacilla alba alba
Lineage: Eukaryota; Metazoa; Chordata; Aves; Passeriformes; Motacillidae
Gene: NUDT5
Product: nudix hydrolase 5
Exons: 10
Coding region: 1493-2359 (288 amino acids)
Biological process (GO): ribose phosphate metabolic process; nucleoside phosphate metabolic process
Cellular component (GO): nucleus
Molecular function (GO): ADP-ribose diphosphatase activity
Source: RefSeq, a predicted model, not a curated record
AGGUGAAAAUCUCUUUAAUAUCUUAUUAUUAUUUGUUACAAUAAAAUCCUAGUGGAAUAAAAGAAUUUGGUUUUUUCAUAGCACAUACCCCAACAAUGCUAUGUUUUAUCCCCUAACACUAUGGAAGAAAAUUCUCUUUCACCCAUCAUCCCUCACCCAAAAAAGCAAUGCCCUUUUUCCCUCCAUGGAAGCACAGGACAAAAAUUUUAGGUGAAAUACACAAAAAUGCCCCAUUCCUUCAAAGCUCUAAGAAAUUCCAAGUAAAAAUGUGUGCAGCUUGUGAGGAGACAACAUGUUGCUCAAACUAAAGGUUUUCCGUCUGAAAUCCAAAUCAAAAUUUGCCUGUGCCAUCCUAACGUUCCAAAAACGCAGGAAUAUCACUAAACUUGCCCAAAAUAAGCCUGUGUUAAACACUAAGAAAGAUAAAAGAUCAAAUGCUUUGAUUACUAAAAGCAUGAUGUCAGCACUUUUUGAUCCAACAGGGCAGCUAUCUCGACUUUCCUGAGCUACUGGCAGUUCUUGUAGCUGUCUCAUGACCUGCAGCAGCACCUUAGAAACUGCAGAAUUUCCUGUGCCUUCCAGAAAUACACAGAAACACCAAGUUGGCCUCUUGGGUUGGAUCUACUCAGUCACAGUUCAAGUGGGCAAGUAGAAACAGUGUGGAUAUCUUCUGAUGCUCAGCAUGGAGCCCCACCAGGAAAGCAGGGAGCACAGGGGUACCUGGCCUGCCCCAGGGCUUCCCAAAACACUCCCUUGGGAUGCAGAGACAAAAGCCCAGCUCCCUGGACUGCAGCUGAUGGCUCAAUCAAUCAAUCCUUCACCACCUCCAGCCCCGCUCUGCCCCACACAGGUCCCCUCUAUCUCACCCAAUCCCCCAGAAUGGGUCAGGUUUGAAGGGACCACAGGGCUCAUCUGCUCCGACCUCCCUGCUCAAGCAGGGCCAUCGCAGAGCACAGGGCACAGGGAUGUGUCCAGACACUUCUGGAAUAUCUCCAGGGAGGGAGACUCCACAGCCUCUCUGCACAAUCUGUCCCAGUGCUUGGGCACUGCACAGCACAGAAAUUCUUCCUCAUGUUCAGGUGGAACUUCCUGGGCAUCAGUUUCUUCCCUUUGCCCUCUAUUGCUGGGCACCACCAAGCAGAGCCCGGUCCAUCCUUUGGCACCCCCUCUUUAGACAUUUAUAUCUAUUAAUGAAGUCCCCUCUCAGUCAUCUUUUUUUCCUUCCAGUACCUGAAGAGAACUUGCAGGAAAUAUGGAGCAAGACUAUUUACAAGAGCUUGAAGUGACAACACAUGGGGAAAUGGGUUCAAAGUGAGAGAGAGUCAUUUUAGAUAGAUAUUAGUUAUAAAUUCUUUCGUGUGAGGGUGGUGAGGCCCUAGCACAGGCUGCCCAGAGAAGCUGUGGCUGCCCCAUCCCUGGAGGCUGGAAGGAGUUUGGAGCAACCUGGUCUAGAGGAAGGUGUCCUUAUCCCGUGGCAGGGGAUUGGAACCAGAUGAUCUUUAAGGUCCCUCCUAACCCAAACCAUUCUGUGAUCCCCGAGGCUGAACAGGCCCAGUUUCCUCAGCUUUUCCAGCCCCUUAAUCACGCUCAUAGCCCUGCACUGGACCCGUUCCAGGAGCUGCAUGUCCCUCCUGCUCUGAGGAGCCCAGAGCCGGACACAGCACUCCAGGAGGGGAAAAACCUGACAUUCCUGAAAAUGGCAGCUGAGACAUCCACAGAAGUUGCAAAAACAGCUAAACAAUUCGUCCUUAAGGAAGAGGUAAUUGUUGAAAGACAAUGGCUGAAGCUUGCAGAAACAACUUACACUGAUCCCUUUGGGAAAACCAGAACUUGGGAAACUGUAAAGCGUACUGGCAACAAGAAGGGAGUUACAGCCGAUGGGGUAGCAGUGAUAGCAGUGCUGCAGAGAACCCUGCACUACGACUGCAUUGUCCUGGUGAAACAGUUCAGGCCCCCAAUCAAUGGCUACUGCUUGGAAUUUCCUGCAGGCCUCAUUGAGGAAAACGAGUCAGCAGAAAGUGCUGCACUUCGAGAGCUGAAGGAAGAGACUGGGUACAAGGGGGAAGUCAUUGAAUGUACUCCAGCUCUGUGCUUGGACCCAGGAAUGUCAAACAGCACAACACACAUCGUGAGCGUCAUCAUUAAUGGAGAUGAGGCUGAGAACACAAGACCUAAGCAAAACCUUGAUGAUGGAGAAUUUGUGGAAGUUGUUUCACUUCCAAAGAAUGACCUACUGCAAAGAAUUGAUGAACUGGUGGCAGAGGAACACCUGGCAGUAGAUGCCAGGGUUUAUACUUACGCGUUGGCUCUGAAGCGCGCAGCAGAAAAACCGCUCCAAGUUCCUUUCAUGAAGUUCUAGAGCUGGACAAUGAGAAAUUGAAUUCAAAACUGCCCAAGUUGGAUGGUUUGGAAGUAUAACUCUUUUUGUAAUCAAGGUCAUUUGCUUUACUUGUAGAGCAAAAAAAGUGUUUGUAGUAAUGAUUCCGGUAUUUUUAUUUCAAAUUAUGGAACUGACAAAAAGCAUUUCUUCUAACUGCUCUGUCAAGCCUUGACAGAAUAUCCAUAAUAAAAAUACUGUUUAAUUUUCA